Molecule: messenger RNA, 756 nt
Organism: Mucor mucedo
Lineage: Eukaryota; Fungi; Mucoromycota; Mucoromycetes; Mucorales; Mucoraceae
Exons: 1
Coding region: 1-756 (251 amino acids)
Source: RefSeq, a predicted model, not a curated record
AUGGUGGUCCACCGUUCAACAGCGAAGGCCAGCAUAGCCGGAGUAACUGAAGUAGAAAACUCGACAACAUCAGGCAACACGGCCAAGGGAACCACCACGGGAGGAAGCAUCACAAGAGGAGCUAAGGUCGGAGGACCCACGACGGAAGGUGUCACACCAGAAGAUGCCACAGCAGAAGAAGCCACGGAACAAGGAAUCACGGCGGAGGAUGCCGCAACAGAAGAGGCCACAACAACAGGACCCACGACAGAAGGAGCUACAUACAAAGGUCGCACGUUAGAAGAAGUCACAGCAGAGGAAGACACAGCAGAGGAAGCCACGGCAGAAGAAGCACCAGCAGAAGAAGUCACAAAAGAUGAAGCCAGAGCAGAUGAAGCACCAGCAGAAGAAGCGACGGCAGAUGAAGCCACAGAAGAUGACGCCACAGCAGUAGAAGCAACAGCAGAAGAAGCUACAGCAGAAGAAGCUACAGCAGAAGAAGCUACAGCAGAAGAAGCUACAGCAGAAGAGGCCACAGCAGAAGAGGCCACAGCAGAGGAAGCCACAGCAGAAGCACCCCGAACAGACGAAACCGCAUCAGAAUGUCUGACAGCAGUACAAGGCACGACAGAAGAAACCGGGGACGAAGAUGUCACUACAGCUGACUUAACAUCACGAAAAAGGAUGUUGAUAGCCAAACGGACCAAAAAACCAAGGAAUGACCACAACAUGCCUACCAACAACAAUACGCUAGAAGAAAAAAAUAAAGACAGUUAG